GUGAUUAGGACUCUUAAGUUCUCACUGUGGGAGGGCUCAGGUUCACUCCCUGGUUGGAGAACUAAAAUCCCCCAAGCCACUCAGCUUGGGCAAAACCAAACCAAACUAGAACAACCCCCUUUUAUUUAGAAAGGCUGAAAUGAUUAUAUGCUAAUUAGAACAGCUAGGUUGUAUAAAAAAUAACUUGAAAAUUCCUUUUUGCUGUUCUCCAAGAGUUAGAUUUCAUUAUACAGGCUUUGUUUUUUCUUCAGGUCCGGAAAAAAAAUAUACAACUAAUUUUUAACAAAUAAUUUAUUCCUCCCUUUCCCACGUUUAGAAGUCCUUAUGAUCCCUCAGUUCCUUCUGGAACAAACUUUUCUCUUCUCCAGCUAGCCCCAGUGGGUUCACCUUUACAAACUCCGGGACUAGGACAGAAAGUAAUGCUUGAAUGUUUCUUCACUACGACCUAUACAUUUUUAUAUUCACAGAAAGUGUGGCUGAAUAUAUCCCACAGGUGACAAGGUUAAAAUCUGGGGAGUGGAAUUUGUAGGCCAAGUAUCUUACUUAAACAGUUUUGUACUCUGAAAUGAAUUUUAAACUUCUGUAAUACAAAACUUAAAAAAGAAAAAUAGGAAAACAAUAUGAAGGAGAUUCUAAAUGCCAAAUGAGUAAAUAAUAGAGAUAAUUAUGGACUGUAGAAAUUCAGUUUGGCUGGGAUGACCAAAAAGGCUUUCCAGGAUAAAACAGAGCAUCAGAGAUGUUUUGAGGCUCAAGUUUUCCACAGAGAAAAACAAAAGCAGGAGAAUGCUUGUUGUCUUUGGAGGACAAAGAUAAUCUGCAAUAGCAGGCAUUAAAUUUGGCAAUGAGGCGCCAGCGUGGGUCUCUGAGUAUCUCAGAGCCGACGAUAAUGUGGUGUUUUAAGAUUAAAUUUGUGCCUGGCGUGCUGCAGUCCAUGGGGUCGCAAAGAGUCGGACAAGAGUGGGCAACUGAACAAAAUUAAACUUAAAUUACCCUGCCGCAGUGUAGCAGGUGAGAUUUAGCUCUUGGAGUGCGGGUGCCCACGAGGGGGUGCUAUUUCAAAACAGAGGCCCACUUGGACUAAGGCAAAAGGAACGAGCAGCAGGUAAAACGUCAAAGAGGGCGCUUCGACAGUUGGGCAGAUUAAAAAAAUUAAAAGAUGAGCAAAAGGUAAAUAUCUCCUUCGCGCUCCGAAACUAGGUCCUCAAGCGCAACACAAAAUCAUGCAUUACCGAAUGCCUGUACCACGUGCCCCUCAGGCUCUGCUGAAUGCGACUACUACUCCCAGGCUCCCUCGCGAGGCCAGUGCCGUCUUCCCGGGUGCAAAUCGAUAUCACCGCUCAGUCUUCUGGGAUUCGUAGUCUUGCAUGGUCUCUCGGGAGUUGUAGUUCCCUUCCGACAAUCGGCUGGGCGAGGCGGCGCCGGCGAUUAGAGCUGCGCUGGGUGUUCAGGGGCCAAGAUGGCGGCGCGCCGGGGACGGAGAGACGGAAUCGCGCCGCCUGCGAGUGGGGGCCCUGGCCCCGACCCUGGAGGUGGAGUGCGCAGCACCGGUUGGGGGAGUCGGAGCCAAGCACCAUAUGGCACCGUGGGCGCUGUGAGUGGCGGGGAGCAGGCGCUGCUGCACGAGGAGGGUGAUGAUUCUGGCUUUGUCAGUCUGUCUCGGCUGGGCCCCUGUUUGAGGGACAAGGACCUGGAGAUGGAGGAGUUGAUACUGCAGGAUGGGGCGCUGCUGGGGACCAUGCACAGCUAUAUGGAUGCCUCCCUCAUCUCCCUCAUUGAAGAUUUUGGUAGCCUUGGAGAGAGCAGAUUAUCUCUGGAGGACCAGAAUGAAGUGUCACUGCUCACAGCUCUGACGGAGAUCUUGGACAAUGCAGAUUCUGAGAACCUAUCUCCAUUUGAUAGCAUUCCUGACUCGGAGCUGCUCGUGUCACCUCGGGAGGGCUCCUCUCUGCACAGGUUGCUCAGCCUCUCUCGGACACCCCCAGAACGUGACCUCAUCACUGCAACUGACCCACUGGGGCCCAGCACAGGCAGUAGUAGAGUUGAGAUGGCGCUCGCAGAUCCCCCUUGGGACUUCUCUCCACCUUCCUUCUUGGAGACCUCCUCCCCUAAGCUUCCUAGUUGGAGACCCCCAAGGUCAAGAACCCGCUGGGGCCAGUCCCCUCCUCCCCAGCAGCGUAGUGAUGGGGAGGAAGAGGAGGAGCUGGCUGGCUUCAGCAGUGAGAUGCUUGCUGGGGAGCUUAACAACUCUGUGAGCAGCAUCCCAGACUUCCCCAUGCACCUAGCCUGUCCUGAGGAGGAAGAGAAAACAGCAGCAGCAGCAGAGAUGGCAGUACAGGCAGCUGGAGACGAGAGCAUCUCCUCCUUGAGUGAGCUGGUGCGGGCCAUGCACCCGUACUGCCUGCCCAACCUCACCCACCUGACAGCGCUCGAGGAUGAGCUUCAGGAGCAGCCAGAUGACUUGACACUGCCUGAGGAUUGUGUGGUGCUGGAGAUUGUGGGUCAGGCGGCCACAGCUGGCAAUGACCUGGAGAUCCCAGUUGUGGUGCGACAGAUCCCUGCUGGCCCCCAGCCUGUGCUCCUGGAUGACACACUAGAGGUCAGUCCGGCCUUGCAGCUGCUCAUGCCACCACUAGAGGUGGAGACAGAGGUUGCUGUUCCCAAGGAAACCCUCUGCCCUAAGGAUGAGGGCUUGUCACUGGACUCAAAGGAAAAGUUGGAGUCAGCCUCCAUGUUGGAGCCCAGGGAGGUCAUGGAGCCGGUGGCACCCAAGGGGCCUCAGAACCCACCAGCCAACACAAUGCUAAGUUCCCAGAGGGCUCGAAAGGGCAGGAGGAAGAAGAGCAAGGAGCAGCCAGCUGCCUGUGCAGAGGGCUACACCAGGAGGCUGAGGUCGGCCUCUCGUGGGCAGUCUACAGCUGUUCCAGAGGUGACCUCUCAAGGAGGCAGCCUGCCUCAGGAGGACCUUCAAAGAGAGAUUGGGCCUCCCCAUGGUAGAGGGAAGCCCCGAGCUUGGGCUCGGGCCUGGGCAGCUGCCUUGGAGAAGCCCAGCUCUGUGAACUUGGAGAGCAGUACUGAGCAAGCUAGUCCUGCUAAAGAAGAUCCUGUAGACCUCUGCCCCAGCCUGGUUGACCCUAUCCAAGCCAACCCUGUUUCAACGCAUCUCUCACUGGUCAACUCUGCUCAAGCUGACCCCAUGCCACUUGACUCUGUUGAAGCUGAUUCCACUGUAGUUGACCCUGGUCCCAUUGCGACUGACACUGAACCUGUUGACCCUGUGCUAACUAACCUUGCUUCAGCGAACUCAGAGCUGGUUGACCCUCUCCCAGCUGAUGCAGUCCUGGCUGACUCAGCAGCAGCUGACCCUGCAGUGGUUGUUCCCAUCUCAGACGACUUGUCUCCAGUUGACCCUGUCCUGGUCAAGUCAGUACAGGUUGACUCUGUUCCCAAUGACCUGUCUCCAGUUGACCCUGUACUGGUUAAGUCUAGGCCAACUGAUCCCAGACGUGGUGCAGUAUCCUCAGCCCAGAGGAAUCCAGGUGGCCAGCUCCUCCUGGAAUCAGAGUCCUCAGAACCCCCAAAGGACAACAGUCCUGAAGUCAGGGAGGUUGUAGGUCCUCUGAAGGGAGAAACUGGUACCAGUACCACAACCCAGGAAGUCAGGCCUCGGCCUCUUAGCCUAUCUGAGUACCGGCGACGAAGGCAGCAGCGCCAGCCAGGGGCCGAAGAGAGGACCCUUCAGCCUCCUGCUGGGAAGUGGCCCAGCCUCCCAGAAACUCCCACAGGGCUGGCAGACAUCCCUUGUCUUGUCAUCCCUCCAGCCCCAGCCAAGAAGACAGCUCCGCAGAGAAGUCCUGAGGCUCCUCCUGAGGCUUGCUUUGGGUCUGUGGGCCCCAGCCCUGCCUCUCCUAGUCCUGAGCCACCUGUGAGCAAACCUAUGGCCUCAGCUCCUACUGAGCAGGUGCCAUCCCAAGAGAAGCUGCUGCCAGCAAGACUGCCACCUCCUGCUGUGCAGCCCAUGCCCCCCACAAUGCCCACUGCUCUGCCUUUUCCAGCUGGUGGGCUGGGCAUGACUCCUGUGUUGCCCCUUCCCACAAAUGGGCAAGCUGUGCCCAAUCUGCCUCCACCACCCUUGCAGCCUCCUAAUGUUCCGAUAUCUCUGGGGCCAGUGCCACCUGAUCCCUAUACUCACUAUGCCCCUGUGCCACCCUGGCCUUGUUAUCCUCCUGUGUCUCCUUCUGGCUAUCCUUGCCUGCCCCCCCCACCAACGGUGCCCCUAGUGUCUGGUACUCCAGGUGCCUAUGCUGUGCCCCCCACUUGCAAUGUGCCUUGGGUACCUCCUCCUGCCCCAGUCCCACCGUAUAAUUCCAACUGUACCUACGGGCCCUUGGGAUGGGGCCCAGGGCUGCAACACCCUCCGUUCUGGCCUGCUGUUCCCCCACCUCCUUUGCCACUAACCUCAGUUGGAAGAGUUGUCCCCCCACCCAAGGUGGAGCCUGGUGGCAUCCCAGCUGGCUCUCCUGAAAGUGUGCCAGCUGUGCCGAUGGCUCCUCCCCUCAGUCUUGGGGCAGCUGGCCAGGGAGCUCCACAGACAGAGCCCAUCCAGGUGGAGGUCAAGCCAGUGCCUGCAUCUCCCCAUCUGAAACACAAGGCGUCCUCCCCAGUGCACAGCCCUCGGAUCAAGGCUCCACCGUGUGCGUCUGCUGAGAAUGUGGCUAUUGAGGAGCCUGCAUCAGAGAGGCUAAAGCCUGAGCCACAGGAGACUAGGCCCAAGGAGAAACCACCCUCUCCUGUUGCCAAGGCUGUUCCCACACCGGCACCAAGGCAGGGUGCUACCACCAAACUGCCUGCUGUCCACCCAGCCCGUCUAAGGAAACUGUCCUUUCUACCUACCCCUCGUACCCAGGGUCCUGAGGCCGUGGUGCAGGCUUUCAUCAGUGAGAUUGGAAUUGAGGCGUCGGACCUGUCCAGUCUGCUGGAGCAAUUUGAGAAAUCAGAAGCCAAAAAGGAGUGCCCUCCCCCGGCUCCUGCUGACAGCCUGGCUGUAGGAAACUCAGGCAGCGUUGACACUCCCCAGGAGAAGAGGCCCCUAGACCGGUUACAAGCCCCAGAACUGGCCAACGUGGCAGGGCUCACCCCUCCAGCUACCCCUCCCCAUCAGUUAUGGAAGCCCCUGGCUGCUGUCUCUCUGCUGGCCAAAGCCAAAUCUCCUAAGUCCACCGCCCAGGAGGGAACCCUGAAGCCUGAAGGAGUUACAGAGGCCAAACAUCCAGCUGCAGCCCGCCUCCACGAAGGGGUCCGUGGCCCUAGUCCAGUCCAUGUGGGCUCUGGGGACCAUGACUAUUGUGUUCGGAGCAGGACCCCCCCAAAAAAGACGCCUGCCCUAGUCAUUCCAGAGGUGGGCUCCCGAUGGAACGUCAAACGCCAUCAGGAUAUCACCAUCAAGCCUGUCUUGUCCCUGGGCUCAGUCACCUCUGUGCCUCCAGGCACAGCUGCCUCCCAGAAGCCACUUGAUCACAGGACUAGCAAAGAGCAGGCAGAUCCCCAAACUCCUUGCCUUGCCCCGUCUGCCUUGCUGUCCCCUGAGGCCUCACCCUGCCGGAAUGACAUGAACACUAGGACUCUCCCUGAUCCCUCAGCCAAGCAGCAGUCAGUGCGCUGUUAUCGAAAAGCCUGCAGGUCAGCCAGCCCCCCAAGCCGGGGCUGGCAAGGCCGCCGUGGCCGCAGCAGCCGUUCUGUCAGCUCUGGGUCCACCCGGACCAGCGAAGCAUCUUCCUCCUCAUCCUCAUCGUCGUCUUCCUCAUCCCGAUCCCGGUCCCGGUCCCGGUCCCUCUCCCCCCCACACAAGAGGUGGCGAAGGUCCAGUUGCAGUUCUUCUGGACGUUCCCGAAGAUGCUCUUCCUCUUCCUCCUCCUCAUCUUCCUCCUCCUCUUCCUCAUCCUCAUCAUCUAGUUCCCGAAGCCGAUCCCGCUCUCCAUCUCCUCGCCGGAGAAGUGACAGGAGGCGGCGGUACAGUUCUUAUCGUUCACACGACCAUUACCAAAGGCAGAGAGUUCUGCAGAAGGAGCGUGCAAUAGAAGAGAGAAGAGUGGUCUUCAUUGGGAAGAUACCUGGCCGCAUGACUCGGUCAGAGCUGAAACAGAGGUUCUCUGUUUUUGGGGAGAUUGAGGAAUGCACCAUCCACUUCCGUGUCCAAGGUGACAACUAUGGCUUCGUCACUUAUCGGUAUGCCGAGGAGGCAUUUGCAGCCAUUGAGAGCGGCCACAAGCUGAGGCAGGCGGAUGAACAGCCCUUUGAUCUCUGCUUUGGGGGCCGCAGGCAGUUCUGCAAGAGAAGCUAUUCUGAUCUUGACUCCAACCGGGAAGACUUUGACCCUGCUCCUGUAAAGAGCAAAUUUGAUUCUCUUGACUUUGACACAUUGUUGAAACAGGCCCAGAAGAACCUCAGGAGGUAACCCUGGGCCCUUGUCCCCCAUCCCCUUUUCUUUGGAGGUGCCCAACCUCCUCCAUUCCCCUCCCCCAGUCUAGGGGAGAGAGCUGCUAGCGAGGAGAUGACUGUUUUCUAAAGAAAUGGAAAAAAAGUGAAAUAAAAAUGUAAUACAUCAGAUUUUAAGUGGUAUUUGUUUUUUAUAAUAGGCUUUGAAACACAUUAACUUGCAUUCCUAUGUAAGAUGGAUGGGGUUGAGGCAGACUAAUAAACAUGAACUAGAGAG
Molecule: messenger RNA, 6709 nt
Organism: Capra hircus (goat)
Lineage: Eukaryota; Metazoa; Chordata; Mammalia; Artiodactyla; Bovidae
Gene: PPRC1
Product: peroxisome proliferator-activated receptor gamma, coactivator-related 1
Exons: 14
Coding region: 1457-6451 (1664 amino acids)
Biological process (GO): positive regulation of transcription by RNA polymerase II
Cellular component (GO): nucleus
Molecular function (GO): transcription factor binding; RNA binding
Source: RefSeq, a predicted model, not a curated record